This is a messenger RNA of Epinephelus fuscoguttatus (brown-marbled grouper), 5817 nucleotides long. RefSeq names its product WAPL cohesin release factor a (gene wapla). Bases 309 to 3866 code for a protein of 1185 amino acids. The transcript has 20 exons. The record is from RefSeq and is a predicted model, not a curated record. Gene Ontology annotation, biological process: regulation of chromosome condensation. Lineage: Eukaryota; Metazoa; Chordata; Actinopteri; Perciformes; Serranidae.
GGGAACGAGGAGGGAGGGGAUAUUUUAAUGGCCGUCAGUAGCACUACAAAAUGCAUAAAGUCCGGAUUAUCCGCUAUAUUUAGACUAUACUAGCUACUGGUGCGUUUUUGAUUCUUUUCGUUGAUAAGCAGCGUUGCUCUUUGGACAUAUAAUGUGUUAAUAGUGUUGUUUCUUCUGCGCUAAAAGGACUUUACCCGCUUGAUUUGUGCGCGAGUGGGAGAUCAGGCCUAGCCGGCUGGCUAAAAAACAAGCGGACGUUUAGCUAGUCGCCGGAGUUGAAAGGGAAUAUGUAACAUAAAGCCACCGACAUGACAUCCAGGUUCGGUAAAACAUACAACCGCAAGGGAGGGGAGGCUAAUUCGAAAUUUGACGAGGUCUUCUCCAAUAAAAAGCCCACAUUGACCACCAAAUGGGGGGAGACCACCUACAAGGCUCAGCUGGGGGGCAAAAGGCCUGUUUUAAAACCUGAUGUGUCUGAGCUGUCCAAAAGGCCAAGGCUUGAGGACAGUGACAGUGACGAAGACCCUUUUGGGUUUGACAGUGAUGAUGAGUUGAAGACAGAAGCCUCUCACAGCGUGUCCCCAUCAACAGUCAAUGAAGGGGCUGUGGCAAAGACAGCUGCAGUGCAAGGUGGUGGGACAGCCACUGUUGUUACUUCUGCUCCAGCCUCUGCAAGCUCAACAGCCACUUUCACAACUAAGCAAACAUCAGAAGAGAUGGCUGUUAAGAAUAACCAGUCCUGGUACAAAAGUACAUCAGAUAGCGACCAGAAACCUGCAUGCAAGCCAUCUUUGUCAAAUACAGCCCCCUCUAAUAAUCAGAACUUCUCAGUGCCCCAGAAGCCCAUCUUCUCCUCUCCUAAUAUAGCCACCUCCCUUAAACUGUCCACUGAUGCACCAGGUGGUAGCAGAGACUUCCAAACCUCUUCCUCUUAUGAUGGACUGCCGUCAGAAGAAAUGACAAGUACUGAUCUGGAGCCUCCCACAGAGCCUCCACCAGAACCAGUGGACAACAUUCCCCCUUCCCCAUUUACCCUAAGGGCCUCAAACUGCAAGAAAUACGUGCGACCCUCCAGGUCUAACAAAACGUCCUCUGAACCUGCUGAAAACGACAGCAACAAGCCCACUGAAACAGUGAGUGCCCAAGAUAAACCCAACAGUGUCCUUUCUGCUAGCGCAAGUAGUACUGCUGCCAAUGCCAAGCCCGCAGCCAAGCCCGCAGGCAGGGGUGGCGGGAGGGUACGGGACUACACAGUUCUGCACCCUUCCUGUCUGUCAGUGUGCAAUGUCACCAUCCAGGACUCAAUCGAGCGGAGCAUUGAUGAACUGGUCACCCCAGCUGCCCCUGCUGACCUUGGAGAAGCAGGCCAGAUGAAGAAGAAGUCAGACGCUCCCCCACCCAAACCUACAAGGUUCAGACCCACCCAGACAAAGACCAAGAAGACCAAGACUGAGACCAAGCUAGAGUUUUUUGGCUUUGAGGACAAAGAGGACCAGGGGGACGAGGAGGGCCAAGAAGCUGGCAUGGCAGGCAAGAGUAGCUACAAGAUCAAGUACUUCGGUUUCGACGACCUGAGCGAGAGUGAUAGCGAUGACGAGAGCUCUCAUGCUAAAGACAAGAAGGCCAAGAAGGCGGCUGCAGCCUUAGCUGCUCUGAGCUCCAGUGUGGACAGCCCUCAUACCAGUGACUCUCAGGACAGUCAGGCCAGCAGCAAUACAGAUGCUUUUGACUUCUCCGAUGACUCCAGUCCUGGCGGCGCUGAGGGGCAGAGAGGACGCUCAGGGAAGCCAGCUGACAAAUCCAAGGACAUUGGCAGUGGACCCAAAAAGAUCUUCAGUGGUCCCAAAAAGUCCCCUGCUAAAGCUGUGUACAACGCCCGCCACUGGAACCAACCUGAGCCUGAAGAGGUGCCUGUGCCUCCGCUCCCUCGAUCUCAAACUGCUCCGGCCAUUUUAUCGAGCAGCAGCAAGGACAGCAACUCCCAUAAAGAUGAUGGCUUGUUUAAAGCCCCUCCACCGCCGCCCAAAGUCAUCAAGUCAGAGACCAUCCCCACGCGACUCAACCAGGAUAUUGUCACUGCGCUCAAAUGCAGGAAAGAGCACAAGGAGCUGUACACGGUGGUGCAGCAUGUGAAGCACUUCAAUGAUGUCGUGGAGUUCGGAGAGAAUCAGGAGUUCACAGAUGAUUUUGAGUACCUGGAGACGGGGCUGAAAAGCAGUCAGCCACUUAACACAAGAUGCCUUAGUAUAAUCAGCCUGGCCACAAAGUGUGCCAUGCCCAGUUUCAGGAUGCACCUGCGGGCCAGAGGGAAAGUGGCGCAGGUCUUCAAAAUGCUCAGUGAUGCUCCGCAACAUCCGAACCUUGCUCUGUGCACGGCUGCCCUGAUGUACAUUUUGAGCCGGGAUCGUCUUAAUAUGGAUCUGGACAGGGCCUGUCUGGAGCUUAUGAUCAAGCUGCUGGAACUGGACCAGGACUAUUCUGCCCACCAGGAUCAGCUCACGGCGAAGGAGGUGGAAAAGGUCAAGGAGAAGAUCAGGAAGCUGUGUGAGACCGUGCACAACAAGCAUCUCGACUUGGAAAACAUCACGACGGGCCACCUUGCCAUGGAGACAUUGCUCUCGCUAACCUCCAAGAGAGCCGGGGAUUGGUUCAAAGAAGAACUGCGACUACUGGGAGGUCUGGACCACAUUGUAGAUAAAGUUAAAGAGUGUGUGCAGAACCUGAGCCAAGAGGACGACAAGGAGAACCUUGUGGCGUCUUUAUGGGGGGCUGAGAGGUGUCUGAGAGUGCUCGAAAGUGUGACAGUGCAAAACCCAGAAAACCAGGGUUACUUGAUUGCCUACAAAGACUCACAGCUCAUCGUCUCCUCUGCCAGAGCUUUGCGAUACUGUGAGGAUAUGAUUCAGCGAUACAGCAGGGCGUUAAACAACAGCUCUUUGUCAUUGUCGGGUGCAACGCUGCCCCACUGCAGCUUCAGCAACGUGGGCAAGGCUGUGGAGGACUGCAUGAGGGCCAUCAUAGGAGUGCUGCUCAACCUUACCCACGACAAUGAGUGGGGAAGCACUAAGACAGGUGAGCAGGAACAGCUAACCCUAACAGCUCUGAAUUGCGUCCUCCGAGUUCCACGCUACAUCCCCCAGGAGCAGCGCUUUGAUGUGCGAGUACUGGGUCUGGGUCUACUAAUUAACCUUGUGGAGUAUAGCUCCAGAAACCGCCACUGUCUGGUGGAGAUGGAGUACAAAGUCGAGGACACCUGUCUGGAAGACAGCCUGAUGCAGCCUGCUGACCCAACACAAUCAGACACAGUGGCAGCGUCAGCACCACCAAGCACAGCUGAGACUCAGGAAGACGGCGCUGUCAAGCCCAAGCCCUCUGGUGCUUUGGCUGCCCUGGUGCAGCUUUUCCUGGAGAGGGAGCGUGCUGCUAUCCUGGCUGAGGCUAAGACUGACGACCUCAUCAGCGAGGCGCCCAAGCCGGCACUGGACCAAAGCGGAGAGUGGCAGGAGACGUCGGGAGAGAUCCAGUGGGUGGCAGCCGAAACCAACGACAGCCAAACCGAGAAGAAAGAGAAUGAGAAGAAAGAGGAGGAGGAUGAAGAGUUGGAUCUAAAUAAAGCUCUGCAGCACGCAGGCAAGCAUAUGGAGGACAGUAUUGUUGCCUCCUACACUGCUCUGCUGCUGGGCUGCCUCUGCCAGGGCAGCCAGAUAAACGUGACUACUGUGAGAAAGCAUCUACCUAAAGGGGAUUUCUCCAUCAUGACAGAAAUGCUGAAGAAGUUCUUGAGUUUCAUGAACCUCACUUGUGCGAUGGGCACCACAGGACAGAAGUCCAUCUCGCGGGUCAUCGACUACCUGGAACACUGUUAACAGACAGCCAGACAGGGAACUCACACUCUGCACAUUAAAGGGAACCCAGGCUAUUCUGGUGCCCCCCUGUCCGACAGGAGCCACCAGGGGUCAUUGGAGACAGCAUUCCUCUGACUUCACCGGAUCACCCGAUGCUGUGAUCACCCUGAAUUGUUACCGUUAAAGGCACGUGAACACACAGAUAUAAAAGUUUCACUCCCUCUCUCUGGAGCACAGCCUGAACCAAAGCCCUGCGAGCCGACAGACAUGCAGAUUCCUCCAGUUCCACUCAACUAGCGCUGCAGAGUCAGAUCAAGAUUCAUCCUCAGGUUACUGGGAAAAGUUUAAAAAUACUCCGUGGAAUGUCAACUAUAAGGACGGGCUGGAAGCAGACCUCUUCCUGAAACGUCCCAAAUGAUAUGAGAGCAACCAGCCGCCGAGGUGGAGUCCCCCGUUCCCGCUGCCUGGUCUUGAUUUCUGGCCGCUCAGCUGGAGUGUGAACCACUGAAUUAAAUUUUAUGGAUCAUUACAUUUUAAUCUCUACUCAUCCACAUCAAAGCCAAGGGUGAAAUCAUUGAUUAGCAUGAAAAACAAUCAUUCUCAUGGAUGUUAGAAUGAUGUCUCUAUGUGUAAACUCGUGUGGAAUGAUUUUGAAUGCGUACAUCCAUUUACCUAAAUGUUUGCAGUUGGCUUGAAUGUUUAAGGGAAGGAGAGUAUUUUUAAUCUUUGAUUUUUAUGUUCUCGUCAUGCCCGUUUCAUUUUAUAAACUGUGCGAGAUAGCACAUCAUGUAGGCGUUCUCUUUGUUUUUAGAUAUUUCUUUUAUCCUUGAGGGCAUUUUUUUUUCUUUUCUCACCCAAAUUAUGAAUUGCUCUUUUAAAGAGGCAUGUUGUGCAUCAGGACUGCACGACAUGCCGGCUUUGAUGGGAUGUCCUUUAUUUGACUGAUAAUGGCACUUGGAAAUGACAUGCUAUUAUGAAUUUUAGAUUUCCUUCUCACCCAUUAUCAAUUUGGUCAUAUUUUACUUUGUUUAGCUUAUUUAAAUUUUAAUUAAUUCAAGAGUAUGUAAUUACAGUAUGCAUUGAAACUCACAGCUAUAACAGAUGUGAUGAAUUACUCAAAAAAACGAUGGUUGUGCUUCCUUUUUUGAAUUUGUAAUGAAGUUAAUUUUUAAAAAUGUAUUUAAUUUAAUGCUUUCUCCUCCUUUGUAAAUGUUAAGUCCCCACAUAGUGAGAUCAUGUUUCAUAGAAGUAUAUCCCAUGUGACACAGCUCAGUGGCUGGACAUCAUUACACGUAUGUGACAGAUUUAGCUGAAUUAUUGUUUCAUCUUAAACACGCAACAUUUCAUCAAAAUUUGCUGCAUUUAUUAAAAUAGAAAGUCUCAUGUUUAUGAACGUGGGAAUUUCGUGAUGGCUUCAUGUCUCUGUAUGUCCAGCCACAUGUAGCUUCAUGUUUUUAUUCUCCUUGUAUCAUCAUGUGUCUGCAUCGCACGACACUCAUUAAGCUCCCAUUUAUUUAUUCUUUUGUGGUGUCAUUUGUACCUGUAAUGAUGCACAUGAACCUUCGAAAACUCCUCCGUCUUGUACUGCUCACAUGUACGAUCACUGAUUUGAACGACAGCCAUACCUGUAUACGCAGAUUACCUGGUUUGUAGGGCUGCAGUGAACAUAGUCGCAACUGUGUUUGCCGUUUAAUUACUUUGCAAAGUUCUGGUCUGAAUGGAAUUUUAGAAUGUAAAUACUCCUGUACAUAGCGGUUAAUGGACAUUUAAAAAAAAUGCUUAGACUACUUUUUUUCCCUGAAGCUGAUAUUUUUAUUUUAUACAAUAUUUCUGAGUUGUCAUUUGGAAAAACAAAAAAUUGCAGGAAGAGGCAAAAAAAAUGUUUGUACCCGUUUCAAGGACAUUGUCUUUGGUUACAUGUAAAUAGUUGUAUCUCGAAAAUGGAAAAAAAAAAGUUGCUACUUUCAGUACA